Salvelinus sp. IW2-2015 is the source of this 2238-nucleotide messenger RNA. Its product is annotated as zinc finger, ZZ-type containing 3. The record is from RefSeq and is a predicted model, not a curated record. Lineage: Eukaryota; Metazoa; Chordata; Actinopteri; Salmoniformes; Salmonidae.
AAUUUAGUGUUGAAUUUUGAUGAGCGCCACCAGUCGUGGAACUCUCUGCAGCACACACACACACGGUGUGCAGCAAACGAUUUGCGGAAGUGAGGUACCCCAUUCUGCAGCAGGUGACUGAGCAGCACAAUGAGACGUCAGUAGUCCCCCUCCGUAGCAUGGCCACGUCACGUUCCUCACGCGUCACAAGGUCAUCAGUCGGACUCAAUGGAUUGGACGAGAACUUCUGUGGCCGAACCCUCAGGAACCGCAGUAUCGCCCAGCCGGAGGAGGGUCAGGGGUCACCGCUCCCCAGCAGCAGGGCCCCCCGCUCCCCCAAGAAGAGGCAGGACCCCCAGGCUGGGAGCUCAGAGAAGCCUGGGGGUCACCAGGGAAAGGUAGCCCACCACAAGGCCUCCUCAGUGGACAGGGAGACAUGGCCGAGCCCCAGGAAGAGGGGACUGUCCUGCUCAGAGAGAGAGAGUGAUGGGUGUGGGGAUUUGGACAAGGCUGAGAACUGUGAGGGGAUGGGGAAGGAGACGUCGGGGGCUGGUGGGAGAGACGCUUCUCUGCUCCUCAAAAGGGCCAAACGGUGUUCCCGUUUCGGGGAGUCGCAGGGAUCCGAGGACGACCCCUCUUCUGCACCCGCCAAACCUGACAUCCCCCCAUCCUCCUGCACCCCCCCAGCGACUGUCAAGGAGAACAGUGAAGAGGGUGACCCGCUCAACCUAAUCUGCACCGCACCCUCUUCCUCUUCUCCACAGAACCUCAACAAAGAGGAAGGUGAGGAGGAGGAGGAGGAGGASAGRGGCGGCCAUAUUGAGAGCGACGGCCAUGCUCAGCAGCCCCCGAACUCCACUUCCCAUAAUCCCSCUGUUCCGCCCCAGAACUCUAACUCCCAUAAAUCCUCUCCUGGGCUGGGACAGACCAGCAGUAGCCUUGAUGCUCAGACAAUCUCCCUGGRUUCCAGCGCUGCCGUCAACACCAGCUGCCCAGGUCCCAGUCCAGCGCUGCUGAACGGCAGCCAGAUGGGCGCGCCAUGCCCCUCGCCCCCAGACCCCAUAGUGCCUUGUAGAAACUGUGAUCCUGUGCAGGAGGAGGAGGAGGAGGUUAGGGACUCUGGUGAGUAUUCUGCUCCUCCUCUGGCCUCCUUUGAAGAGGACUCCUCCACCCCACARCUGUCAGUCAGGGAGGAGGAAGUGGAGUUGGAUGUAGUGGGGGACUCGGUGUGUCGGGAGGAGGAAGUGACAGCGACCGAGGAGGAGGAGGAGGAUGAGGAGGAGGAGGAAGAGAGUACCAGCGGGAGAAGUAAUGGUUGGCCACUGGUGCAGGAUGCUGUUGCCACCAGUAUCAUCAACGUAAACAACAACAACAUCCCAAACAACAACAUCAACAACUCAGGAGAAUCCACCAUGCCUUUGCUAACCCCCCAGACCCUUUCAGAGCCCCCCUGCACCCCUUCUGUCUCCGACACUUCGCCCCCGUCCUUCACCCAACCCCAUGAACACCAAUACACCCUGAGGACUUCGCCCCGGAGAGCUGGGGCCCCCUCGCCCCCCAAACCCUGUUCCCCUCCCAGAGACCCUCUCCGGGACAACGGCCCUCUGAGAGAGGGGGUGGAGGGAGCCUGUCGGAGGCUGGAUCUGGACGCUACUCUGGCUACUUCUACCCCUUCCUCAGGUCCCUCCAGCACCCAGGCCAGGGGAGGGUCUCUCCCYUCUCUUCCGUCGGUUCCCAUGGAGCAGGGAGCCGGUGGGGACGACAGGGACAAGGUAGUAGGGGACGGUCGGGACUACGGGGAGCUCCGAGAAGGCGCCCGGGCAGCCAGUAAGGAGGUUCCGGUAGGAGGAAGCCAGCAGCAGGAGGAGGAGAAGCAGGUGGAGGACGAAGAGGAACCAGAUGUGUAUUACUUUGAGUCGGACCACCUGGUGCUCAAACACAACAAAGAUUACCAGAGGUUACUCCAGACUGUAGGUGUGUUGGAGGCCCAGAGAACUCAGAGUAUACUGGACCUGGAGCGUCUGGCCAGACAGCAGAGAGAAGCUCUCCGAGACCCCGUCAGCUUUGUGGAGCAGCUGCAGAAACAGGUGGAACUGGGCAUGCCACGGCCCCAGAGAGUGGUUCAGCUGCCAGACAUCUCAUGGGACCAGUACACGUCAGGGCUGGGAGACUUCCAGAGGGAGUUCUGUGACAAGAAACGCAAAACCAGGAGGCUCAAACUCAUAUUCGAUAAGGUCAGGUUACCAGACCGACCAAUCA